Oncorhynchus mykiss (rainbow trout) is the source of this 5449-nucleotide messenger RNA. It is a transcript of the gene arhgef33, whose product is annotated as Rho guanine nucleotide exchange factor 33. Gene Ontology annotation, molecular function: guanyl-nucleotide exchange factor activity. Lineage: Eukaryota; Metazoa; Chordata; Actinopteri; Salmoniformes; Salmonidae. The record is from RefSeq and is a predicted model, not a curated record.
AUGUCAAACCAGUUGAAGAAUGUUCCUCGAACAUUACUAAAAUUACAUUUGGGGGGAAACUUUUGGGAAAACAUUCUGUUAAAGUAAUGAAAUACCAAGCAUUUUUUUUUUGUCAAGUUCCUUAAAUGUGCUGAGAAUGUGCGAAAGCCACGCAACUAUCCUGCAUUCACUGAAAGUUGUGGGAAGGUUGUAUGCACGACCUCACCAAGCUCUAAGAAACAUAUGGUUCUCAGAACGUUAUGUGCUAGCUGGGCAGCCAGCUGAGAUUGGAAUGAUUGGUGUCAACUCCUGGACAGUAGCACAGGAGCCAUAUUAAUGUACUUGUAUAUCUGAAAUGACAGCUAAAGGAUACAUGUACUGUAAGAGACCAAAUAUGGAUGUAAAUGUAUUCGUCCAAGAUCACCCCUCAUGUGGGCCUCCAACAAGUCACAGGCUCACUUGAAUAUGACCGAAUGUGGAAUGCAUUGUUGCAAUGGCCAAGAGUGGCAUGUGCUCCUACCUUGGCAUGGUGUUCCCUUCAGAGUAAGAUAACAUCAGCCAAGCGUGACCCACCAUGAAUUCAACAUUCAGAGAAAUGGGAGUGUGAGAUCUGAGAAACUGUGCCCGCUGGCAUCACAUAGUCACAGUGACUCACAUAACACUGACGAAUAAUAACCUUACCAGCUACAGUAGAAACGUUCACCCAACUAGCAAGACUGACACCAAUGACACACUCAUGAUUUACACAACGUUGGGGAAAUGGGAAUCCUUGUGUGUGUGUAUGAGUGACUCAUAAACACACACACACAAACAAAUAUAUGUGCAAAUACACUACAACAUCACAUGCAGUAGGCCUACUCAAUUGCAAGCAUAACACACAACACACAUUGAAGCACAUCAUGUAUCAUUGUUUCAAACAACAACAUAUACACAGUCUUUAAAUAAACUUGGCCAAAUAAUUGUAUGGAAUUACAGAGCCAUAUCCUGACUACCUAUUGCAUGUCACUGUCCUGAGCAGACCAAAUCUUGUCACAGCUCUGUUUUAGUUAUCUUUCCUACAAAAUGUGACUUUCAGGGUAAGGGGAAAUCGAAUCAGCUGUCCAAUUUUCUCCUCAUGAAGGACUGUCAAAAGCCCUCUAGCUCUAUCCCUCUCUUUCUUCUCUCUCUCUCUCUCUCUCUGUUGGACCUCUCCCGCCAUCAUUCCACAAGGGCCCUUUUUGUGUGGAGGAUCAUCAGACUCAUGGUUUAGAGCGACGGAUCGCAGGCCAGUGUUCAGGAGGAGGACAGAAAAUACUACACAACCCUGUUUGUUGACUAGGCAAGUGGGCACAGGAACCAUGGAAAACGGCAAGUCAGAUGAACAAGACCAGGAAAUGGAGGAGGCCAACCUGGAGAUUGCUCAGCUGCAGGCCUUGGUGGUGGAGCUGCGUACGGGGCUGCAGGGAGUGUUACAGGACGUGUCUGUGCUGCAGCAGAGGGGCAGAGGUCUGGAGGAGAGGGCUCAGGGCCAGCAGAGCGAAGUGGAUGACAGGAUCAUGGGAAUCAGGAACUCCCUCAACACAUUUAAGGAGGACUUGAGCGGUGCUUUAUCCCAGAUCAAAGAGGUUACCAGCAGACAGAAAGAGCUACAGAAAGGCCUGGAGCUCCUCCAAUCAGAGACCGGCAGAGAGAUCCUGUCCGUUCAACAGAGGAAAAGCUCCAAAGGGGACUGCAUUGGGGAGGGCCAUGGGUGUCUCUCCAACCAGACAGAGCUCAAUGUCAUCCAGCAUUACUUUGCCAGCCUGCCCAGCUGCUCUCCACAGAUGAGCACAGCCUCCACACAGACCUCUAACUCAGAGCAGGACGCAGCCAGUGGCCAGCCCCAGAGAGCUCAGUCUAAGUCUCCAGUGUGGAGAGAAAGGAAAGAGAGCCGAGACGAUACGGAUGCACAGAGCGUCCCAGAGAACGGUAAGAGGCAGGUUGCUGCCCUGGAGCUGUUGGAGUCAGAAAGGGUCUAUGUGUCAUACCUGUCUCUGCUGCUGAAAGCCAACAUCACCUUCAACAGCUCAGAGGCCCUCCACACCAAAGACAAACGGCCGUUCCCCAGUUCUCUACGCUUCCUCAUCCAGCAACACCUGGAGCUUCUCCACACCCUGCAGGAGAGGGUCCUCAAGUGCCAGUGGCAGGGCAUCAUGGGAGAUGUAUUCAUGAGGCUCACCAGCAAAGAGAGUGAUUUCCUGGAUUUCUACGUGUCGUAUCUUAAGGAGCUGCCUGAAUGUCUGUCUGUGGUCAGCAUGUUAACCACCACCUCACUAAAAGCUGCCGGCCUGUUUGAGGGUGACAUCAUGGGGGAUGAGACACACCCCUCUCUCCACACUCUGCUCCUCCAGCCAGUACAGAGGAUCCCUGAGUACCUUCUGCUGCUGCAGACCCUGUUGAAGCAGACGGAUGCAGAGCACCCUGACUACUACCUGCUGCUGCUGUGCAUCCAGCAGUUCAGUUCCUUCACUGCCCAGUACGCCCACCUACUGCAGCACAACCAAGAGCUGCUCCUGCACAACCGCAAGGAGCUCAAGAGGUCAGCAUCUGAUCCAGGCUCAGAUUUGGUGUUUUGGUCAACUAUGAAGCAGUUCUUCAAAAACGUGGACUGUGGUAACGUUAUGCAAGCCAAUGAGAUGGGUUCUCCUUACCCCAGCAGCAAUGCAAUACUCCUCCCCCUCUCCCCUCACAGAGAGCAUGCCAACCAGGUGAAACGCAGCAAGCAGAGGCUCCUGGAGCAGAUCCAGUCUAUACGCUUUCAGGACUGGGAGAGCGAGGCCCACCACUCUGACUCUGCCAUCCCGUUUUUCUCCCCUGACACCGACCCUCGCCUCAAACCUCCAUGCCUGCAGAGCAUUCCUGAGAUCGGGUCAUCAGAGCGGCUGCCCGGCAAACGGCUGCCCCCAGGCUCAGCCAUGGCCGAUGCCCUGGGGGAGUUCCUUCUCCCUGGGGAUGCCCCGGGCUUGGAGGGGCUGUAUGAGGACACAAACUCAUCUCUUCACAACAUGUCCAUGUUUGACCAAUGCUCCAGCGCUUCCUCUGACUCUAGCAUCGACAUUGCCUUUGUGCGCUACCCUAAGAGCCACCAGGCCGUCCGUGAGGUCUACAACAGGGGCAGCCGGGAGAGUGGGUACAAGCAGCUGCCUGGUCGGGGGUGCGUGUCUCCAGACGAGGCCGGAAUGAUGCGAGUUCACCACCACCGCCCCCUGCAGGCCGAUCAGCGUAAGAGCAAGUCCCUGAACGGGUUGCAGCUGGACAGCACUGUGAGUGGGGAUAGUGGCCCCGGACAUCUCUCUGACCACCUAAGGGGCAACGGGGCCCACCAACACACCAAGCUGGAGAGGCAGUCCAGUAAUAAAUAUCACCCACGCAGCAGCAAGAGCCAGAGCAGCAACAACAGCCCCAUCAGCCCCCCGCAGCAAAAGGCAGAGCCAGAGAGACAGAUAGGAGUCACUGAAGAGGAGCUACAUAACCACCACAACAAGGAUUCUGGGAGCCUACCCUGGGGGGAGGAGCCAAGAUGGAAGGCUGAGGGGAAUAACCACACCCCCUUCAGUGAGAGGAGCAGGAAACAGGAGAAGGGAGGAUUCAGGAGCUCCUUCAAGAAGCUCUUCAAGAAAAAGUCGGGGGGAGGAGAGAAAGACAAGGACAAAGAGAAGCCAGAAAGCCAGAACUCCAGUGAGGCAGGCAAUACCCCAGGAGUCGCCCACCUAGGCAUCGACCGCGGGACUGCUGUGUGAAGUGUGACUAGAACCGCACUACAAAUUAAGUGGUCUGAGAAAGACUUCAAAUAGGUGCCUUGAUAACGCACACACACUUCUAAGCAAAAUGAUAGGCUAUAUAGACACACAUACACUGAUAUGCAAUAUGAAACUGGAAUAUUGAGCAAAUCAGACUGACAUACUCCUUUCCUAUAUAACUACUGUAAAAAUACUGUAUAGGUUAAGUAUUUGUUUUUGAAUUAGUACUAGUUUUUCCAUUUUAGAGGUCUCCUCAAUAUCCAUGGAGAUAAUAUAUUUUGUAUAAUACUGUAUACUCAUGAACUGCAAUAAUGUAGGUAAAGAUCUAUAAUUUUCCAUCAAGAUGAUUGGAAUAAAUAUCUCCCUCUCAAAUCAAAAUAAAAUGUUGAUUUUUAAUGUGAAGUUAUUUUUUUAUUUUUUAUAAAUGAAAUUGUGACAAGACAAUUAAACAACAUAAGAAAAGUCCACGUUGUAAUCAAUAGUCGCCAACCAAUAACCAAUACGUAUUUCUGAAAAACUCACAAAUCAUAUUGCCUGCUUAGCAAUUACUUCCCUUUGAAAAAUAUAGGUACUUAUCUACAAUGCUUGCAAACCAUAAAAUGUGAAACAGAUUCAACAUUUCCAUCAUAUUUCUGUACGACAGACAACAGCCUUCAGUUCCUUCUUUUAAUGUGUUAACCAGUUUCAUAAAUCUGUUACACAUUGGAAACAAAAUAUAGGCAAUUAUACAGUAUGUAAAACCAACCGAUUUUAUUUUACAGUAUAUACAUGUAAUAAUGUGCAUUGCAAUAUGAAAAUGAUAAUGCAGCAUAAAGGAAGUUAGUUUGUCCAUAAUCAUUACACAUGUUUACUGUGUAAAUUAAAACCAACAUGAAUUUUGUAGUGUUUUAACUUGUUUCCUUCUACACAACUCGUUUCCUUUUGUUCUAACACGAGGUAGAGACACCCAACAAAUUUUGGCCAUAAAUUGAGAACAUAUUUUGGCAUUACAUAAAAACAUGUAACAUUCAUAUUUUUUAAACAUCUUCACUGAGCCCUACAGUAAGGAAUGUUUAGUUCUUGGCCAUUUGACUAUAGUGUAUAUGAUCGAUAUUGACAUUGAGAAUUACAACAUGAUGAAACCCUGGUGAUUAAAACAACAGCAUCACUGGAGCCUGUUUUGGUAUUUCACCUUUGACAUUUCACCCUCCACGAUCUCAAAGUAUUUCAAAACAAGUUCAGUGAGUGUUCUAGAAGAACUUGACUCAUCUAAUGUAACCCCUGUGUCACAGCUUGUGAGAACAUAUGCAUGUUUAAGUUUACACACACACAUACAGUUACAUACAGCGACACAUUUCCUUUUUUUAAAUAUCUUUUUGUGCAGAUUUUAACACCAGUGAUUCCACAGUAUUAAAAAAGCAUACAACUAAGCUGGGAAGUAAGCCUGCAAUUAAAACCGUUUGAAAUGAAUGUUCACCUCAUAGAGUUACAAGUGGAAGCUAAGAAUGAAAACUGUAGAUCUCCCAUUAGACAUUUCUCAAAGCAAACCAGAAAGGAAGUUCCCACAUUUGGGCUGACGAUGCGUGCAGAAUGACAUUACCAGUAUAGUGGUACUUCCUUGUUGCUCAGACUUAGCCAAACCUCAGAGAGGGGGCUUCAAAUCCUGUCCCUGAUCACAUGAUCAAAAAACAGGAAGUCCUUUUUAGUGCUCAAACUGUCCCCCCCCCCCACCC